CAUUGGGUGUUGGCGUGAAAAGUGAGGCAUUAUCAGAAGAAGAACGCGUGGAGCGGCGCGUGAAGACGCAUCCCUCAUUAACUAGGCAAUUGCAAGUUGCAAGUUUUGCUCUUCUUCUCUUUCUGAGAUUGAGAUGUUGGAUAACAGAGGGGAAGAAGAGAGCAACACAACCUCAUGGCUCGUUUUGACUCAACUGUUGGUCCUCCUCCUCCUCCUUGGACUCCUCUUUUUCUUCGCCGUCUUUCCUUUGGAUCCCGACGACAACCACGUCGCCGCCGAUGCGCCGCCGUCGUUGACCUCUUCCGGCGUCUUCCUUAUUCACGAUAUUCAGCCGAUUGAAUCACCGCUGCCGCUCGCCAAUCGCGAUUCCUCGCCCUCUCAUCCAACCACCCGUCAACACCGUCUUCAGGGUGGGCAAAACUUACUUAUAAAAGGCGAAAUAGAAACGGGUCCAAGCAUGAUCAGAAGGGAGGAAAUUGCAGAGGAGGAGGAGGAUUCAUCAUUGUAUGUUCACCCUUGCCAUUAUUUUCAACUAGCUACGGUUGCAUUUCUCAAAUGUUUUGGCCUGGAUUCUACAUCUGAUAGCCCUUCAACACGGAAACAUAGGAAAAGAAAAGAAAACUGAUUAUGAAAAUUGUAAUUGUAAUCAUCAUUAUGAACAUUUUUUAAUCAUUUCCUUUGUAUAGCCCUACGCAAUUUGGUGGCACAGAAGAACUUCUGUCCUUAUAAAUACACUUGCUUCAUUUAACAAAUUAA
Molecule: messenger RNA, 756 nt
Organism: Cajanus cajan (pigeon pea)
Lineage: Eukaryota; Viridiplantae; Streptophyta; Magnoliopsida; Fabales; Fabaceae
Biological process (GO): innate immune response
Source: RefSeq, a predicted model, not a curated record